CAGCAACUGCAGCAGCAACUGCAGCAGCUCAGCGGCGAGGACAGCGCACUCCCGCUGCUGCAGCUGCUGCUGCCCUCGCUGGGUCCCAUGCAGCAGGAGCAGCAGGAGCAGCAGGAGCAGCAGGAGCAGCAGGAGCAGCAGCAGCAAGAAAAAAGAACCGCAAAACGCGCUUCCAAGCAGCAGCGGCAGAAGCAGGAGCAGCAGAAGAAGAAGGUGACGACCGAAGCUGCUGCUGCUGCUGCUGCUGCUGCUCCGCUGACAGCAGAAGAAGCAGCAGCAGAAACCCUGCUGGACUCUCUGAUGGCUGCCAUGGCGGCCGAGGACUCCCCAGACUCAGCAGCAGCAGCAGCAGCAGCAGCAGAAGAGGAAGAAGAGGAAGAAGACGAAGAGGAAGGCGAGCCCCUGGGCGAAGAAGAGGAACCCUGCCGCUGCUGCCGGUGCUGCAGCUGCCAGCUGUGGGGGCCCCCCUGGGGGACUGGCUGGAGCUGCUGCAGCAGUUUGUGUCUUUGUCGAAUUUCUUUUUUGCUGCUGCUGCGCUGCUGAUAGAAAUGGGAGAAGCAGCAAUUACGAAGCUGCAGGUGCAGCAGCUGCUGCAGGGGUACAGCUCGCUGCUGCAGCGGGGGGCCCUUGCUUCUCUGGGCGUGGUGGCCCAGGGGCCCCCCCCCGAAGACAUGGGGGCCCCCACAGUUAGCUGCAAGCAGCAGGGAAUGACUUGCUGCGUCCCUCUUGCUGCUGCUGCUGGCUGGCAGCAAGAACCUCUUUACCUCAACAGCAGCAACAGAGGAGAGUGCCGCGCAGCAUUUGUGUCCCGUUUGAACCAGCUCUGCGCCUCCACAGCUUACCAGGACUCUCCCUGCAACAUCUUGGUCACAACCAAAAGCAGCAGCAGCAGCAGCAGCAGCAGCAGCGAUCUUUGUGCUAUUAGGGUUUAG
Molecule: messenger RNA, 932 nt
Organism: Eimeria tenella
Lineage: Eukaryota; Apicomplexa; Conoidasida; Eucoccidiorida; Eimeriidae
Exons: 3
Source: RefSeq, a predicted model, not a curated record